UAUAUAAGAGACACCUUGAGAGGUAUGGAGAACCACUGCUCUCCUCGAGCUCAAUACCCCUCUUCACAUUCCUUAUAUCAUGGCUACACUCAAGCGCUCUCUUUUCUUUCUUACUUGCCUUACGGUGGCCGUCGUUAAUGCGUCCCAGGUCAUGCAUCGCCCCCCCAGCUACGAGGAGCCCCCGACUACCUACGCAAUAGAAGAAAACCCCAAGGUGAACACUGGUAUCCAGAAACGCGAUACUGGCAAGGCAUCCAUGGCGUACUUCACCAACUGGGGUAUCUACGCAGCCAAUUUCCAACCGCAAAAUAUUGUUACGAAUACAUUGACUCACAUUCUCUAUGCAUUUGCGGAUGUCGAUCCAUCUACAGGAGCCGUUAAACUCACCGACUCGUGGGCCGAUGAACAGAAACACUAUGACGGAGAUAGUUGGAAUGACAGUGGAAACAACCUUUAUGGAUGUUUGAAGCAGAUGUACCUCAUCAAGCUCGCCAACCGGAAUAUCAAAGUCCUUCUCUCUAUCGGUGGUUGGACCUACUCACAGGCUGGCCAUUUCUCCUUUGUCACCUCAUCACCAAGUCGUUCGACCUUUGUUUCCAACGCCGUAACGCUUAUCGAGGACUACGGUUUCGAUGGCAUUGACAUCGACUUUGAAUACCCCUCCAGCUCUGCCGAAGGCCAAGGCUUUGCCGACCUCUUGACCGAGCUGCGCUCUGCCUUCGAUGGUCUUGCUACGUCCAAGAAUGACACUACUCCAUAUCAACUAUCAGUAGCGGUCUCUGCGGGUCCAGACAAUUACGCCAACCUUGUCGUUCCUCAGAUGGACAAAGCCGUAACACACUGGAACCUGAUGGCGUAUGAUUAUGCCGGCUCCUGGUUGACCUACGCGGAUAACCAAGCCAAUCUUUAUGGCGGUACUCGUACAGGGGUGAACACCGAUGCUGCAGUCAAGCAUUUUGUUUCUGCGGGUGCGGAUAUCAGUAAGAUUACAAUGGGAAUGCCAUUGUACGGACGGUCAUUCGAGAACACAGCUGGAAUUGGCCAGCCUUACAACGGCGUUGGCCCGGGGACUAUCUCGGCCGGUAUUUACUCAUAUGACACCCUUCCUCUGUCUGGCGCUCAGGUCUACGAAAAUUUCACCGAUGUUACAAGCUACUCGUACGACUCUUCUAAGAAGGAAUUAGUCUCAUACGAUACCCCGGAUAUUGUUUCCUUGAAAACGAAGUAUAUCAACGACAACGGCAUGGCAGGAUCUAUGUUCUGGGAGCUGUCGACGGACAAAGUGGGCUCGGAGUCCCUCGUUGGCACCGCAGCUGGCGUGCUCGGCAGCCUCGACACGACACAGAACCAUAUCAACUAUCCGAACAGCAAGUGGGAUAAUAUCAGGAACAACAUGGGACAGAGCGGAUCCACUCCUACGAGCACCACCACCACCACCACUACUACUACCAGCGCUACUCCGACACCUACGGGCGGAAGCGGAAGCUGCUCUGGCAUUUCAGCAUGGGAUAAGACAGCUGUCUAUGUCGGCGGCAACCAAGUAUCUUAUGGCGGAAUGCUUUGGACUGCUUCUUGGUGGACGCAAGGUGAUACCCCGGGGGGUCAAGCUGGUGUCUGGAAGGAGACUGGUACCUGUUGAGCUUUGAGCACCGAUGAUUCGUGAAGGAUAUUUAUACAUGUACCAAUCUCCUCUAU
Messenger RNA from Guyanagaster necrorhizus, 1695 nucleotides. RefSeq lists its product as uncharacterized. Gene Ontology annotation, biological process: carbohydrate metabolic process; chitin catabolic process. The transcript has 9 exons. Gene Ontology annotation, cellular component: extracellular region. The record is from RefSeq and is a predicted model, not a curated record. NCBI's taxonomy places the organism in Eukaryota, Fungi, Basidiomycota, Agaricomycetes, Agaricales, Physalacriaceae. Gene Ontology annotation, molecular function: chitinase activity; chitin binding; carbohydrate binding. The coding region runs from base 80 to 1639 and encodes 519 amino acids.